CUUGCCCUUGCUCAUUAACACAAAGACAAUGCUUUUUCAGACUCCAUCCUUUGUCAUUUACCAACACAACACGCACUUACGCGGGAACUGUACAAGAAACACUUGUCUUCAUCCUCGUUGAAAGGCUGGUGGAACAUGCAAGCACGUGCUGAAUGGUUUCAAGAGAUGCCGUCAAUACCCAAGCGUGCUGACGUCUCAACGCCAACUGAGCAAACACCAGUACCCGAGCUCGUCGCAUGAACGGGUGGAUUGCACACUUUCAUGUCAACACUGCGCGUGGCCGUGCGCGCUCAUCAUUCCACUUGUCGCUUUAUCGUCGCAAUCAAUCACGAAGACACACAACGGACAGGCCGACCAGGUAGAUCGUGUGAACUUCCGUUAGCUCUCUGGACGAAGUUACGGUCCCUGCUGUCUGACGUUCUCGUUGCCUGUACACACCUCGGAUACGACUAACAGUAAUAGUAGGAGAUUUGUACAGCACGCUGUUGAGAAAUCCAGUAUUGCUGUCAGAUUUGCAAGCUCAGCGAGGGAGAGGUGGUAAAAGUGCUUCAGAGAAGCUGAAUAAUCUUCCAGAUAACCAGGCUGGGCUGUCGCAAUGGCGGAGAAGAGGAAAAGGAAAUACUGAACAGGACAAACGUACACGGGUAUCGACAAGUGUCUUUUAUCACAGCCCAGAUGUGCAGCUGGUUUCUUUCCAUCGCUUUCAUCGUGAUGGUCGAGCAACAGCUGACCACAAUGGCAGCUGAAAUGAGCAGAUACCAACAUUGCUGCGAGGAGCUGCAGACUCUAAAAAUAAUCUUGGGGUCAGAGGUGACAGACUGCCUGCAAGAAGAGUGCGAGUCAGCUGUAGAAGACCUGAGGUCGUCGUCUGCGUCCAAUGGGUCAUGUCCGCUCUCAGCUGCCACCAUAUGCAGGCACUUCUCUGAUCUGCAAGAGAGAAACUGGUGGACAGAUGACGACUCCAUCACUGACAGUCACGCCAUGGCUGCCCAGAUACAGCAAGUAAUAGAUGCUGCCACCUGGCACGAUUGUGUCAUAGUAUAUGACAUCAGCAACAUGGAAACAGUGAACAGACUAAUAGAUUUCUUGUCCGAGAGGAACCUGCAUUUCGCCACUUAUGACCUCACAGACCUGAGCGGAAGUUUCUGAUUUCUUUCUCAUGAUAACAGACAUUUUUGGUCGUCUGCAAAUAAAGAACAUCGUUCUUCUUGCAAACAUCACGGCUGUGGAAAAGCUUUUUAUACAGGCUGCAGCCUACGACAGUCAGUUGGGAAGAACGUCAGGACUGGAGAUGUUGACACAAUGGAUAGUAGUGACUCCGAGGUCCACACCCUUCCUUGAUCGUCUGCAAGAGGCUGCCCACGGUUUCGACAACGUUGUUGUAAUAUCAGAGACUGCAGUUAAAUUAACCUCCACUACUGACACGUUACAAGAUAAUUUGCAGCCAAUGCAGUGUACUAUGUACAACAUUGAGUCCUUGAUGUACAAGAUCAUUAACAGCACCCGGCGCAGACGGCUUCAGCCACUCACCGAACUCAGGGCGCGCGAUGACGUCCUCGCCAACACUCCUUUUCCUCAACGUGAAGUUCUUCUUCAACCAACGAACACUGAAAGUCGGCACGAAAAGGAUGCCUCCCUUCGUCAGCAGUCCAAGUGCGGACGCCGACGAAAGCGAAUUUUCCGGACUUUGCAUUGAUCUCCUUCGAGAGCUGGCGUCGUCCCUCAAUUUUACAUACGAACUGAAGUUGCCAGUAUUGCAUGAGGGAUGGGGAAUUGAAGAUGACAACAGAACGUGGAAUGGUCUGGUUGGACUUCUCCACAAAAGGGAAGUGGAUCUGGUGGUGGCACCUCUCUCUUUCACACCUGAUAAGAGCCUGGUCAUGGAAACCACCGUGCCGUACUAUCAUAACAACCUCGCGGCAGUCUUCAAGAAACGCGACCCUCUGCUUGAUAAGUGGCGCAUUUACAUGAGACCUUUUCGUGGCGAGGUUUUCUUGUGCCUAGGGGUGGCGCUAAUAGUGGAAACGUUUUUAAUGCACAUGCUAGCGUGGUACGACCCCACUGUCUAUGCCAGCAAGGGAAACAAGCAUCAACAUAGAAUAUUUCCAGGUCCUUCGCCUGACGACGGCUUCUGGCACAUGUUUGGAGUGCUGUUAUCUCAAGGAGGUUCCACUCUUCCCGAAUCAUGUUCUGGACGCAUUCUGCAGGCGGCUUGGAUCUUGUUCUCGAUUGUUAUCGGCGCCACCUACAGUGGUAACCUCAUCGCAUUCCUCACAGUUGAGCUUGAGCAGAUGCCCUUCCAGACCCUGGGCGAGCUCCUAAACCAGGACGUUUAUAAAUGGGGGACAUUCGGAAAUGCUGCAGUUUACACCUUGCUCACUGAGAGCAAAAACCCAGUGUACAGAGCUCUCGGUGAGCACCUUCUUGUCUUCGCUCGUUCUGACCCUGGGGUCAUCAGUCUGAAUAUAAGCGAGCAGCAACGCAAGGUGAGAGGGGGUAACUUUGCCUUGCUGGUGGAAUCCUCCAUGGCAGAGGCUUGGACAAGGGACAACUGCGAUUUAUCUUCAGUGGUUGACACGGAUGUCUCCUUUCCCUACGGCGUGUAUUUACCGAAAGGCUCAGACUACACAGAGCUGCUUAAUGACUUCAUAUUGAAAAUCUGGGAGGCGAACUUGGCCUCCAAAUGGAUGGAGAACAGCAUGGCUGACAGCAACAUUUGUGUCAAGGACGUCGUGUCCGACAACCCCCACAUCGCGGUGGCGGACGUGCAGUCCGUGUUAUACGUCAGCAUAGUGGGCAUGGUCCUGGCGCUCAUUGCCUUAGCAACCGAGUGGCUGGUCUUCAAGAAUCCGCGCCUGCGUGAGUGGGUCACGAAGGCGGCCAAUGCUUUUGUUGACGGCUUCCAACGACGCCACGUUAGCGACAACGAGGACGCCAGCGUGACCGAGGACGCCGACCUCAAAAGCUCAAGUGACUUUCCCUGGAGGUCAGAUGACGCAGUCCGCCCUUGGUCAGCUCCAGUCGCCUCAACAGCUAACCUCCGUAGGAGACUUUGGGGACGAAGAAGCCACUCCCGGGGUAGUGGCAUCACGCGAAAAUGGUAGACUGCCUGAGGACGAGAGGUGCGACGCCUGGGGUUACGAAAGGUUCUACUACACCGCGGAGAAUCUUGGACUGAAACGACAGGGCGCUCGUCAAGGAUCCGGUAGAGAUGAAGAGUCUGAAGAAGUAGAUGUCACACGAGGUCGCGUUAUAAAGAGAGGGAUGACCACAUUUUCACAGACUAUUACUACAGCGUAAAUUCAGAAUGACUCUAAGACUUACAGCGUUCACACACACACACAAUCAGUAAGCAAUAGCGUUAUCUUUUUCGUGAGACGGAUGUCAAUAUUUCGCGUGUAAUAUGGAACGUUUUUUUCCGCGAUGUGUUGCCAUUUAGAAACGUUCUCACGCCCAUCAUAGCGGCCUGUAGAUUCAGGUGUUUUGUUUUUUUUGUUUGUUUGUCACUGAGAGAAUAUAAGUUUCUUUGGCGGGAAUGAGCGCGUGGAAGGGUAUCUAUAAGUAAUACUAGGGUUUUUCUAGCAGUAUACUCAAGCGCACCUCUUCAGUGAGCAUUUUCACUACUUUUUCACAUAAGUUUUUUUUUUUUUUUGACUGUUUUAACCACUUGUACAUCAUUUGACCGGAGGAGAGGAGGGGGUAAUAGAAGGUGUCUGAAAAGUAAUGGGACUUGUGUUUUUAAAAUUAAAAUAAUGUUUUGUUGUUUGAUACCAGUCCUGUUACUUUUCAAACAUGCUCCGCAUGCAUACCUGUGACAAGAAGUCAAAGUUUGGGGAGUUUGUUUGCUUUUUGCUUUGUUUAGGGAACGAUCAAUUUGAAAUGCAACACCUCAGUUUUCUGCUCGUGUGGCUAACAAAAGUAAGGCACUUUAGUAUUAACCAUAAAAUUAUCUAGGAAUUAUGUGUUGCAAUAUGAAGGCAAUGAUAUCUUAACAAUGUUAUUUUAAUUUAGUUUUCUAUCAGAAUUUUGAUUUUCAGCUCUUAAAGCAUUGUCAACAUUUAUUUCUAACACUAGAAAUUAUGAUUUGGUAAACAUUUGGUUACAACAGACUUCAUUCCUCAUUUAAAUUUCAUUUUUCCCAUAACUAUCAAAGUUGCAUGUACUAUAAUUAAUGGUUGGAGGAGUUCAGCGGAUUAUUUUCGGCAGCACCAAUUGAAUCUUCUUGAAUCUGAGAUAGAGAUUUGUGUCUGAAAGACUAGGGAAGAGAAGAGUAAAAGAAGGAUGAGGAGGAGAAAGAGAAUGAUGUUAACAACGAACUUCAAAUAUUAUUCAGCUUACAUAAUAACAUUGUGCGGUUGUAAGCAAUGUUUACACAAUGUUGCAUUGUUGUAUGCAGUGCUUACACAACAUUGCAUUGUUUUAAGCAAUGCUUACCAAACAGCAAUGCCAACAUGUUUAUAUCCAUAAAUUGCAUGUGAGUGUACUAUGCAUCAGCACGCAUGCAAGUAUAUGGGUAUAUGGUCAGAUAUAUAUAUAUGUAAACUGAAAUCCUUACUACAUGCUCAGUGUGGUAGGCCUGACAAUGAAUUAGGACUAGUUAAACAUAUUAAUCUUGCUAUAAAACAGAAUUUUACAGUUAGCUGAUGGAGUUUCUCAAACUUAUUGCACUGUAUAUACAACUUGCUAGACAACCUGUAAUACUAUGGUGGUUAUUUGAUAUGAGUAUUGAAAAAUGGGAAAGAGAUGGAUAGCCCUAACUUUGGAGGGAUGAAUAUUUCCCAUAAUCUAUAAUACAACUUUAUUGAUCCCCGGGGCAAUUUAAGAUCUAGCAUAUUGUGGAUAACACAAUAAAAAAAUGUGAUUCAGAUUCUUCAAUAUUUUUACAUAAGGGACUGUUUUGAGUGCUUGAGUCCGUUAUAUACCUUAAUUGAUGGUACUUUAUGUUAGUAAGACCUUGUCUGAAUCUGACUAGGGUAUUUCUCAUUCCUAUAUGAUUUAAAUUCUGCAAAUAGGAAGACUGGGAAAGACUGCUUUUAAAACAACGAUAAGGAUAAAAGAAGUUGCUACUAGCCUCUCAGUCCAUUCUUGCUUGUAACAAUCUACCAGUUUUUGUUUAAAUUCUGCAUUCCAUAAGUUGUCUCCCAUUCUUAAGUUUUUUUUAAAAAGAGCUUAUAGAGAGA
Messenger RNA from Pomacea canaliculata, 5180 nucleotides. Its product is annotated as glutamate receptor U1-like. Gene Ontology annotation, cellular component: membrane. NCBI's taxonomy places the organism in Eukaryota, Metazoa, Mollusca, Gastropoda, Architaenioglossa, Ampullariidae. Gene Ontology annotation, molecular function: glutamate-gated receptor activity. The coding region runs from base 1548 to 3104 and encodes 518 amino acids. The transcript has 14 exons. The record is from RefSeq and is a predicted model, not a curated record.